Molecule: messenger RNA, 1191 nt
Organism: Saccoglossus kowalevskii
Lineage: Eukaryota; Metazoa; Hemichordata; Enteropneusta; Harrimaniidae
Product: proteasome assembly chaperone 1-like
Biological process (GO): proteasome core complex assembly
Cellular component (GO): endoplasmic reticulum
Molecular function (GO): proteasome binding
Source: RefSeq, a predicted model, not a curated record
AAAACACAAUGGUAAAGUUUGUCGGGUAUUGAUAACUUCGUUACUGUAUACAAGAAUAUAUACCAACGCAACUGUCUUGCCACCUUGAAAUUUCGUUCAGAAAAACAGCAAUAUUGCCAUAAAGUGUGAUUUUUGCAAUGACCCCUGACCCUUCCAUGUGCUUUUCAAAAUGGCGACAUUCUUUGGCGAAAUUGUGACUUUUCCAUCGCGAGCAGUUGACGAAGAAGAAGAUGACGAUGACGUUGAUCAAGUGACAGCAAUUUGUCAGCCAGUCCUGCGAUGGUGUCCAGAAAUUAGAUUGGAAAUUUCCAAAUCUCCAGAUAAAACUAUCAGUUGUAAAACAUUGAUUGUGGCUGUGGGUCCCGUAGCUACUGGCUUUAUUGAGUCGUACGUACUGAGUAAAGACGAUGACACCCUUGGUGUGGUAGUGAGUGGCAUGAAACAAACCGAUGGUAACAGUUUCUCACAAACAAUGCAUACAGAUAAAUCAUGCUUCAUCUAUAGACUUAGGCAGCAUCGUGACAUAGUGGUGUGUCAGUGUAAUAGCAAAGUCUCAGCAGAGCAGGCAUUUAUUUGGACACAACAGGUAUUUUCAAAUAUAAAACAGUCAUCACAAGUGAUUAUCUUAUCAUCGUUACAAGUCACUGAGUACAAAUCCCACUCACGGAACCACACAACACCAUUCUUGAACUGCCUGUGUAGUAGUACAUUGAAAACCAAACCAGUAUGUCCAUAUCUUUCACAACCCAACACUGUUGCUGAUCUCCCAGCUGCAAUUCUAAAUUACUGCCAGGUGUAUGGAAUUGCAGCUGUCUUAUAUGUGACAUACUCAGACACAGCAUACCUUGAAGUGGCCUCUAUGAAGUCAUUUUUACCGUUGCUGGAUGUACAACCAUUAAAAGAUAUUGUUAAGAUUAAUUCAAAUAUUGAUUUUACUUUGAAGAAGUUGGUGGAAUUAAACACAUCACAAAACCCAUUAUACCUCUGAUCAAUAUAUCAACACUACUAUGCUGAUUACCUUCAUGUAGAAUAUAUCAAUAAUUUGAUGUGUAAUUUCUGGACCACUUACUCCGUAUUAUCAGUACAUUCCUGUCUUUCUUCCAACAUGGUGCAACCUGUUUUCUGAAAUAGCUGCAAUGCGAUAAAUCAAGGAAGUUCACAUGUGCUAAAUUUGUUAAAUUUGAUUAAGAG